This is a messenger RNA of Medicago truncatula (barrel medic), 664 nucleotides long. Its product is annotated as protein LURP-one-related 15. Lineage: Eukaryota; Viridiplantae; Streptophyta; Magnoliopsida; Fabales; Fabaceae. The coding region runs from base 5 to 376 and encodes 123 amino acids. The record is from RefSeq and is a predicted model, not a curated record. The transcript has 2 exons.
AUUGAUGCAGAUAGUGACUAUGCAUGAUCGGUGGGAAGCUUACAGAGGAGAAAGCACAAAUUCUAAAGAUCUUAUAUUUACAUUGAGAAAAUCAUCGCUAUUGCAGUUGAAGGCAAAACUAGAUGUGUUUCUAGCUGAUAAUACCAAAGAAGAUGUUUGUGAUUUUAAAGUCAAAGGUAGUUGGUUGGAACGAUCUUGUAUUGUUUAUGCUGGUGAUACUAACAACAUUGUUGCACAGAUGCACAAAAAGCACACUAUUCAGAGUAUUUUAAUUGAUAAAGACCAUUUCGCAGUCACUGUUUAUCCCAGUGUUGAUUACGCUUUCAUAGUGGCAUUAAUUGUGAUUCUUAACGAGAUUAACGAAGAUGAUGAUUGAUGAUUAUGGUUUUAUAUUGAUCAAAUAUUGAGUAUUGUAUUGCCAUUUGGGAGUUCAUCUUUACUCCAUUUAUAUUUGCUCCAUUUACUCCUUUUAAAUUUACAGAUGUGUGACAUAUGGCAAAAAUAAAUCUAAAGACAGAGAUUUAAAAGACAUCAUUGCAUGCUCUCUCCACUCUCGGUCACCUAAUCUCUUUCUCCUCCACCUCCUUCAUUCUCCUCUCAAUUUCCCAAUUUCAUUGCAAAUCCAUAACAACUUGAACAAUUUUGAUGAGAUUAAUUAAUUAAA